AUGGGAGUCGAGACCCACGCCAGGACAGACCAGGCGAUGGCCGGUAUCUCCUGCGAUAAAAACGCUGUGCUACAAGAGGCCAAGGUUUUUUCAAAAGUGCCAAUUAACUCGAAAAAAUGCAUAGCAGCAAUCACCAAAAUACUAUGCCUCAUCAACAAAGGACGCGAGACUCUUACCGAAGUAGAAAGUACCGACGUCUUCUUCGGAGCCACAAGACUCUUCGAAUCAAACGAUGAAAGGCUUAGAAGACUCGUUUACCUACUGAUCAAGUCAAUACACGCUAACGAAACAGAGAUUUUUAUCGUCACAAGCUCGCUUACAAAAGAUGUCAACUCACCAAACCAAAUUUAUCGCGCAAAUGCCAUCAGGGCAAUGUGCCUCGUUGUAAAGAGCAAUGUGGCAUCGCAGGUUGAACGCUACAUCAAGUCCUCACUCGUAGACAGAGAUGCAUACGUAUGCUCAUCGGCACUAUUAUGUUGCAUACGCAUAUUCAUGCAAAUGCCACAAAUUGUAAGGAGAUGGGUAGGUGAAGCAGCUACGUGCCUAACAAACACAAACGAAAUGGUACAAUUUCAUGGCACACUCAUGAUGUUCCUUGUCAGACUCAGCGAUAAGCAGUCGCUCAGGAAACUUGUCACCACGUUGAGGCAAAGAGCUAUGGGAGUGCAUACCGAAUGCUUCGUAAUACGGUUCGUAGCAGCGAACUUCAACAUCAUGGAGACCGAAUGCGUAGAAAUUGUAAAUGCCGGACUCAAACACACAAAAGAUGCAGUCAAAUUAGAGGCCCUCAAAGCAGUUGUAGCGCUAGCUCUCGCCCAUUAUAAACGCGUUGGCAGCAUGCAAGGAUUCGUAUUCGAUCUAAGGGAUGUUAUAUCGACGCUACAGACGAUGCUAUCCACCAGAGACCAGACAAUUGUUUUUGCCGCAAUGAGACAGGUCUAUCGAAUGGCACAGACACUACCACUACUGAUCAGCGUACUAAACGCAAAAAUUGAAGAAAUGCUUAAACGAAAAAACAAAGACAUAUCGUCACUAGCCCUGCUUACAUUACUGCAAACAGGAGGGGCAGAAACUAUAGAGAGACUACUUACACAUGCCGCCAGCCUCUCUGGUGAUUUCAAACUGGCCGUUGCAAAAGCAUUGAAGGGACUAUGUGUAUCGUUUCCAGACAAACACCCAGUAGUGCUCAAGUUCUUUGCAAACAACUUCAGGGAUGCGACCGCCAAAGAAUUCAAGCGGGAAAUGAUUGAUGGAACCAUGCAUAUAGUCGAACGCAUUCCCGCAGCUCAAACUACAGGCCUUAAAAAUCUUUGUGAUUUCAUUGAGGAUUGCGAAUACCCUGAAUUAAAUGCUAAAGUACUCAAGUUCCUAGGAGACCACGUACCCAAGACAAAGACACCGGAGGAGUAUGUACGAUACAUAUAUAACAGACUGUUGUUGGAAAAUGCAACCGUUAGGGCCGCAGGUAUAGAAGCACUUGAUAAUAUAGUAAGAAAGUGCCCUUCACUCAAGUCAUCUGUCUCUGUACUCUUGCUUCCAUCUCUCAAGGACCCUGAGGACGAACUUAGAGAAAGGGUCAACUUGACAUAUGAACUCAUGCUUGUGGACGACGCAGUAACUUUAAACAAUACGCUACUACCACCAAGUUUAAAGGUAACUGGCGAUUUUAAGGACUUUGAAGCAAAGGUUAAAAACUCCGUAGCAGCCAAACAGCUCUGCGAUGUUGUAUGUGCAGUAUCUGAAAAAGGCAGCAUGGACAAACUAGCUAGACAGUUGCUAGAAUGUAUAAGCAACAAACGGGGCUAUGAUGAAAUCGACGAAUUGCUCGUGGAUGUUGAAGCAGAAGAUGAACAUGACAACGUUGCACAUACGGUACAAGAACACACACAACCCAAUGUACAAACAGACGUUCCCGACAGUGCAGAUAUAGUAGGAGAUGAACCAAUUGUGGAGCAAGAAACGCCUGCCCUUCCACGUGAAAUCAUGAACAUCGUUCCACAAGAUGUACCAAUGGCCACAUCUGCCAUCGUCCACCUCACUGAUGAAGAGGAAGACUAUAGCGUAGAAGCUAUUGUACACGCCACUCAAGAAUAUGUAGUGCUAGAAUUUGUCAUUGGUAACACGCUUGCCGACCAAAUUCUGGAAAAUGUAGUGGUAACAGUUGAUUACUCCGUUUGUCGUAACGCAUACAACUGGAAACUGGAGGCAGCGUUCCCUAUAGAAAGGCUCACUGUAUCAGAAAAGAACAGCGCAUUUGCCGUACUGUCUAACACAGUUAAGGAAAGCGGAUCGACACAACCACACUUGGGACUGCUACUGGGAUUAGUCAGGGUGGACCUCACCUUUGACGCCAAGUGUGGAGGCGAGGACGCCAGGAGUUAUAGAGAAAGCUAUAGCGCAAAUGAUCUGCACCUCGCAAUAGGAAUGUACUGUUUCGAUUGGACGCUUGGCGAAUCGCAUUUCGACGAAAAGUGGGAGGAUGCGGCAGACAUGGAGACUAGUGGUACCUUUGGUCUGCAAUUCAAGGACAUCCCAGAGGCAGUCCAGGGAAUGCGCAGAUUCUUUGGAAACAGCAUGGUUACGCAGUGUCCAGGACAGGUUGACAGAAUAACGACACUCAAUGUCGCCGGUAAGCUGCUAGAUAAGCACGAAUUCUUAGCGAAGGCCACCAUAGCCCAGGGCGAUCCGCAGACGAAGUCACAACCAGGGCUGCGGAAAGGCUGUAUACUCAAAUUACAAAUCAGGACGAGCGUUGAAGAGCUCGCUGAUAUCAUAUUCACUUCUUUGGAAUAA
Messenger RNA from Babesia sp. Xinjiang, 2793 nucleotides. It is a transcript of the gene gammaCop, whose product is annotated as Coatomer subunit gamma. Bases 1 to 2793 code for a protein of 930 amino acids. Gene Ontology annotation, molecular function: structural molecule activity. The transcript has a single exon. NCBI's taxonomy places the organism in Eukaryota, Apicomplexa, Aconoidasida, Piroplasmida, Babesiidae. The record is from RefSeq and is a predicted model, not a curated record. Gene Ontology annotation, cellular component: endoplasmic reticulum; Golgi membrane; endoplasmic reticulum-Golgi intermediate compartment. Gene Ontology annotation, biological process: endoplasmic reticulum to Golgi vesicle-mediated transport; intra-Golgi vesicle-mediated transport; intracellular protein transport.